Neogale vison (American mink) is the source of this 1160-nucleotide messenger RNA. It is a transcript of the gene METTL21C, whose product is annotated as methyltransferase 21C, AARS1 lysine. Bases 72 to 869 code for a protein of 265 amino acids. Gene Ontology annotation, cellular component: cytoplasm; cytosol. Gene Ontology annotation, molecular function: protein-lysine N-methyltransferase activity. NCBI's taxonomy places the organism in Eukaryota, Metazoa, Chordata, Mammalia, Carnivora, Mustelidae. The transcript is spliced from 4 exons. The record is from RefSeq and is a predicted model, not a curated record. Gene Ontology annotation, biological process: peptidyl-lysine methylation.
GCUGCACCUUUUAGAGCCUCUGGGAGGCUCAGCCAGCCUGUCUGGUUCUCUGCUCUCCAGCGGCUGCGGUUAUGGACGUGUGUCUGCACUCCGGGCAGAAGCAGCCCAGGCGCCUGCGGGAAGCAACGUGCGCCCCAGAUGGGGGCUUAGAGCCGGCAGCGGAGGGGGCUCUCCAGGAGGAUGGCACCGGCAUACCCCCAGGAGGUUCUAACAAGAUAGAACCAUCUCUUCGUAGCCUCCAGAAGUUUGUUCCCACCGAUUACGCCAGCUACACGCAGGAGCACUACGUGUUCGCAGGCACAGAGAUCGUCAUCCAAGAAUCCAUAGAGAGCUACGGAGCCGUGGUGUGGCCAGGGGCCACGGCCUUGUGCCAGUAUUUGGAGGAACAUACAGAGGAACUGAAUCUCCAAGAUGCGAAGAUUCUUGAGCUUGGUGCUGGACCAGGCCUCGUCUCCACUGUGGCCAGUAUUUUAGGAGCUCAAGUCACAGCAACGGAUUUGCCUGAUGUCCUAGGAAACCUGCAAUACAAUCUUCUGAAGAACACGUUAAAGCGUGCGGCGCACCUGCCGGAAGUGAGAGAGCUGGUCUGGGGGGGGAGCCUGGAGCAGCACUUCCCCAGGUCCACGUUUUACUACGACUAUGUUCUGGCCUCGGACGUGGUCUACCACCACUACUUCCUGGACAAGCUGCUCGCCACCAUGGCGUACCUUUGUCAGCCAGGAACAGUAUUGCUUUGGGCAAACAAAUUCAGGUUCAGCACCGAUUACGAAUUCCUAGAUAAAUUCAAGCAAGUUUUUGACACAACACUCUUGGCUGAAUUUCCAGAGUCAUCAGUCAAAAUUUUCAAAGGAAUAUUAAAAUGGGAUUAAAUUAAACAGAAUGCCUUUUGAAACAUCAGUGUGUCUUUUGAGCAGUUUUAGAAAUCAUACUGUUAACAAAGGACUUUUUUGAGAUGGGGAAGGUAGUGCGUAAUAACGACGUGUAUGCCAGAACAAACAUUUAGUAUUAUGGCAGCUUUCUAAAAUAACCUGCUUAGGAUUAUCUGGUUAAUCUAAACAUCUACAAAGAGUAAUAUGCAAACUUAAAAGUAGCUGUGUUGGCUUCCAAAAAGUCUCAAUUGUUUAGCAGAGUGUACGUGAAUAAAUUCAUAAACAAGUGGA